CCUACUGAUUAGAGCCCGCUCUCCCCAUGUGAAUGGGACAGAGAGAGAGGAGGGCGCACCCUGACCCCCCCACCCUACCCUGAGCAGAGGAAGAAGAGGAGCAGGGGUGGGGGGAGGAAAGCAGAGGGAAACCCCCCCAAGAAUCACCCAGCAAAGGGGGAGCAGGCAGCAAGCCCGGGCAGUGCGCUCAUGCAUGACCGGGUCUAGUGGCUCCCCCCGAGACGGCGAACUUUGGGGACCCCCCGCCCCGGAACUGGAGAAGUUUCUCACCCCCCACCCCCACCCCCAGCGGAGAUCUGGCCCAGGAGAAGCAGCCGCUACCCAUGCCCCAAGCGGGGGGUUGAAGUUGAGCCUUGAUUCCAGACGCUGUCGAGCCAAACAGGCUCUCCAGGUGGCAAGACAGUUCCUUCUGCAGCAGGCCACGGGGCUGACCUCUCCUAGCAGCAAUGAGAACAAGCAACCCGCAGUCCAGGUCCCCGUGUCUGUCGCUAUGAUGUCGCCUCAGAUGAUCACGCCACAGCAGAUGCAGCAGAUCCUGUCUCCUCCUCAGCUCCAAGCUCUGCUGCAGCAGCAGCAGGCGAUCAUGCUGCAACAGCUGCAGGAAUACUACAAGAAGCAACAGGAGCAGCUUCACCUGCAGCUAUUGACACAGCAGCAAGCCGGAAAGCAGCAACCCAAAGAGCAGCCAUUAGGGAAUAAACAGCUGGCGUUCCAACAGCAGCUACUGCAGAUGCAACAGCUGCAGCAGCAGCACUUGUUAAACCUUCAGCGACAAGGGCUGGUCAGCCUUCAGCCGGGACAAGGCACCGUUCCCCUGCAGACCCUUCCACAAGCUGUGUGUCCCUCGGACCUGCAGCAGCUCUGGAAAGAGGUCACCGCUACCCAGCCUGUAGAAGACAGCAUCAAGCAAGAGGGCCUCGACCUGACCACCAACACUUCAAACUCUACCUCGUUUUCGGCCGCCAAGGUCUCGCCUCCCAUUUCCCACCACUCUCUCUCCAAUGGACAGAGCGCCAUGCUCACGCCAAGGAGGGACAGCAGCUCUUCUCAUGAAGAGAACCCCGGCUCCCACCCUCUGUACGGACACGGAGAAUGCAAGUGGCCUGGAUGCGAAACCCUCUGUGAGGACUUGGGACAGUUUGUCAAACACCUCAAUACGGAACACGCACUUGAUGACCGAAGCACGGCCCAGUGUCGAGUUCAAAUGCAAGUGGUGCAGCAGCUGGAAAUACAGCUGGCGAAAGAAAGCGAGCGUCUCCAGGCAAUGAUGGCCCACCUCCAUAUGAGACCUUCGGAGCCGAAGCCUUUCAGUCAACCUCUGAACCUGGUCUCAAGCGCCACCCUCUCCAAGAGCACUUCAGAUACCUUUCCAGAUGGCUUACCUCAUCCCCCCACCUCCGCCACCGCCCCCAUCACUCCCUUGCGGCAGGGUCCAUCCGUCAUCAGCUCCUCUACCUUACAGACCAUGGGGGCCAUUCGCAGGAGAAACCCCGAAAAAUUCUGCCCCCCAAUAUCUUCAGAGCUUGCACAGAAUCACGAGUUUUACAAAAACACAGACGUCCGGCCGCCCUUCACGUAUGCCUCACUCAUCCGGCAGGCUAUCCUGGAGACCCCAGACAGGCAGCUAACGUUGAAUGAAAUCUACAACUGGUUCACGCGGAUGUUUGCCUACUUCAGGAGGAACACCGCCACCUGGAAGAACGCCGUGCGCCACAACCUGAGCCUGCACAAGUGCUUUGUGCGAGUGGAGAACGUCAAGGGAGCCGUCUGGACGGUAGACGAAGUCGAGUACCAAAAGAGAAGGCCACCAAAGAUGACGGGGAGUCCAACUUUAGUCAAAAACAUGAUUUCGGGACUCAGUUACGGAGCACUUAACGCCAGCUACCAGGCAGCCCUGGCAGAGAGCAACUUCCCCCUCCUGAACAGCCCCACCAUGAUCAACACCAGCUCCACCAGCGGCAUGCUGCACAUCGGCCACGACGACGUGAGCAGCACUGUGGAACAAGUCAACAGCAACGGCAGCAACAGCCCCCGGCUUUCCCCGCAGCAGUACAGCCAUCAAGUCCACGUGAAGGAAGAACCCACCGAGGCUGAGGACGACAGCAGGCCCGUCUCUCUCAUGGCUACCACCAAUCAGAAUGUGAUGAUCCCGGAGGACAGGGACCUGGAGGAGGAGCUGCCGGUGGAAGACUUGUCUUAAGGGCUCUCCCUCCUCACCUAGGGGCAAGCACUUCGCCCCUACUCCCCCCCCCCCAGGUGGAGACCAAGCAAUGGCUCCCAUCUCCUCAAGGUGACCUUCGGCAUUAACCUGACAAAGCAAAAGGGUUUCUUCGGUGCAACCUGUUGCUGAAGGCACGUCCCUCCUCCCCCAGACCCUCCCACCCCAGUCCGGUGACUCUUAACAGACUCCCACAAUGGGGGACACGCAGAGAAACAAAAAAAACCAGUCCCUCCCCCCUUUGGUUAGUGAUUGGUGAACGAGGAUGGUAGGUUGUUUCUGUCCGAAAAUUUCUCCUUAUUUCCCCCACCCUGUUUUCCAACUUCAUGGCAAAAGGAAGGCGCCUCCUGUCACGUUGGUUUUCUCAGUAUUUUGUUGGGUCUCAGUCCAUGCUCUGGGCUUUUCCAGUGGUGAUGGGACUACUCUGUUCCACGCGAGGUUCUCCCCAAGCAACGUUCUGCGCAGCGGAGACAACAUCCAAGCUACAUGCCUCUGUGAACAUUCCCCCUACCUCCCCCACCCACUGCCACCUUCCCUUUGUGACGCCAGGAACCCACCAGUCGUUCUCCCCUCAGUGGGCUUUGCACUAGGAGAAACUUUUCACCUCACAGAUGCCACCUGCAGAUAUCCAACCGGCGGCUGGCCUGGAAGUUCCACUCAUCCCCAUCUUGGUUCCUUUCCUGGCUGUGGAGGAAAAGAACUGGUCAUGCCCAUAGGAUCCUGAGCUUGGCGUAACCUUACUCAGCCCCCAUCAUGCUGUUGCCUCCAGCGGGUCUUACCACCAAAUGCUAAACCACUCGGAGAACAUAAUAGCCAACCUGUGUUUAUCUCCCGCCUUCCCGAUGCCUGUUCCCUCUCUGCCCUGCUCUACAGUGGCAUAGUAGCAUCACGGGGGCAGUCCACUUUACCCAGACACAAACAAACACUCCACGGCUGGGGCGGAUGCUCUGCCCUUGAGUUUUGUUCCCUUUGAAAACGAAGAAAGGACAUCUCUCCCGCCCCGUCUCAUGUGGUGGAAAUGUUGGAAGGACAGCAGUGGGGCCCACUCAGAAGCCAGCGCCCAGGCAUCAGAGAUCGAAACGAGGGCCGAAUGCCAGUUUGAAUUCAGGGAAAGACUUGAGCCCUUCUCUGCAGAACAGUGUAUCCAGUUCCUUCUCCUCCUCCCAGCUCCCCUUCCGUCCCUGUUCUGUGUCAAUGAAAAGUUCUCAUGGGGUGAAACACUGAGCAGGGUCUGUGCCUGCUUUGUGAAGCCUCCCUCUUCCCUUCCCGGGUGCAGGGCAUUUAAGAAAAGGGUGGUGAAUGGAAGAGACGUCCCCUGGGCCAUCCUGGCUUGGGUAGUCGUGUGUGCUGGUUUGUAUUAGUGAAGCUGAGCGGGACAAGACAGCAGAAUCAAAAGGAGCGGGCGUGGGUCUGGGUCAGCUCUAUGAAUCAAAACAAUCCUAAAGCAAUACAUACUGUAAGGUAGUCGUGGGGCCCUUCCUCCACUGUGGCCAGACAGAGCUGAGCUAGACCAGGCACUCGGCUCCAGUUAACCCACUGGUUGGGACAGCGUGCAGCCCGGGGUCCCGCCACCCUCGCCAUGUCAGAGACUUGGGCCCAGAGCCAUGGCGAACUGGGCGCAAGCUGUUUUUUUGUCAAGACAGGAAGAUACCAAAAGAUUUUUAGGGAUAGAAGGUCCAUAGUUCAGGGGAACAGACGGUAUUAAUGCCAAAAAAAGAAAAAAUAAUCCAAACACCAAACCCCUUCUCUCCCCUCUUGAUUUUUGUCGAUUAGUUAUUUGUGUAUUUGUUACCUCAGUCACACUGCCCAAGGGCUUUUCUCUUUGCAGAAAGCAGCAAACUUCCAAAGGUUCCUCUGUCCAGCCUCCCGGACGGGACGUUGAUACACACCCCCCAGCACCAAUGAGACUUUGGCAAGCUGAACUGUCUGGUUAUAGGAUUGGAUCCUGUUUGGGGAGUGUUGGGAGAUGGAGGCAGGUGGGUGUGGUUUUUGAGAGGGUUUAGUCUCCUGGUGCAUCUCUAGAGCAGACCUGCUUCUCCUCUGGGACUUUCUCCAUGCUCUUUCAGGGCAGUGGAUUUACCCCAAGGAGCUUAUUUCAGCAAAGGAGCUUGUCACCAAAGCGAGCACGGUUCCCCGUCUGGUUCUCACGUCACCUCAGCCUUAUUCUCCUUCACCUCCAACCCUCCCCUCCCUUCCAUCUCCUAAAGUCAAAUUGCAAAAGCCAAGCUGAAUGCAGAAUUAAGUGCAGCUCCAGAUACCCAAUGGCUCCUACUGAUGCAGGCCGCAAGGGACAGUCGGCACGGCAACGCACGUUUUAACGUUUUCUAAAGUUCCCCUCGGUGCUGGUUCUCCUACCCUCUCCUGUCGCAGGCACCAUGCGCCAUUGAGGGGCGUCACAGAAUGAUGCAUUCAGGGUGAUGAUUUGGAUCCAGAUGCAAGCUUGCCCAAAGUCUCCCCUCACUAUGCUCUGCCCUUGAAAAACCUCUCUCACCCCCGCAUGUCUGGAUGUAGCUAAAAGCCCUGGCCCGCUCUUUAUAUUCCCAUUUCAAAGAUUGAAAGUGAUUUCUCUGUUGAAUCAAUCCUCCCUCACAGCCAACCCUGCUCCAGGGGCUUGUGGCAAAUAACUCGGUGCUCCCUGUAACUCAGUUUUCGUCUCACUUGGCAGUCUUUCUCCUGAGGGAAGUGCCCUCAGCCUGGGGCAAGCGGGGUCAGGGCUGAGGAGGAUGCUGGAGGAUUGGGUUGGACAUAGCUACACCUCCCUCUCCCCCCACCCCCCAGCUCCUUAAUGGUGCUUUUGGAUCCCCCCCCCUUCUCCACCCACUCACAAGCUUUAGCUGGGAUCCCUCCAGAUGUGGGUAUUCGCUCCUGUAUGAUGUGCUUUGUAUUUGAAUCACCUGGGGCAGCAUGCACAGAAAUGGACACUCGGUAACCAAGAGUAUAUGAUGACCCCUUCUCUAUAGCCUGAUUCCCCACUCCAGCCCCUUCUCUUCUGCUGAGGUCGGUUGGGUAGCAGUCGGCGCUCGGUCCUCUGUACAGCCCAGACCGAAUCGUUCCUGAUUAGGUGUCACAAAUCCUUCCAUCUAUCUGUCCUUCCUGUUAAAUCCCUUUAGAGUCUCCUUCCACCAACAGCUGGGACCCAGAAUUCCCUGCCCCCUCUGCUGCCUAAUAGAGCAACAGCUGACCUUCCAAUCAAGCAAAAAGGAUGAAUCCUUUCCCAGAACCAGUCAGGGUGAUUCCGGUAUUGACCAGAGGGGUCACUGGAGAGUGAUACUAGCAAUUCCCACCCAGUAAUCCCUGCCCAUCCAUGAGCAAGGGUCCAGACAAGAGUUUAGAACUCAGAUCCCAUGCUUUGCUCUUGGAGUUCCUAAAAUGGGAAGGUGCUAGAUAACUGCCAAGUGUUAUCUGCUUCACACCGUUGGCCCCUGCUUUUUAAAAGCACUUGUUGAGCACCAGCCUGUAGAUAACCCAGCUUUUCGGUCAACUUUGCACUCCCGCUCCCAGGUUUUCAAAGUCUCGAAUGGCUAUUUAAGAUCAGAGAGCAGCUGGAUUGCCCACAGUAACCUACAAAAAUUAUCCGCCUCGCACCAAGAUUUCCCUUCUCAUCCUCUCUGUUAAAUUUGGUGUCACAGAAACCUAUGUUCUGACUGCUUUACAAUAAAGAUGUAUCCAGUCUAGACAAAGUCUGGGGCGGGGGAGUGAAAAACAGUCUCUUAUUCUUGCAGUUGGAAUGCAUGAAAGAAAUGCCACAGUCCCAGAUCAGAAUUGCUGGCAGCAUUCCCCAGAGCCCACACUAGAUGUCUCCCCUGAACAUGCGAGUUUUCCCGUUCCGCUGCUUCCCAGUCAUGUCUCUCUGAAACUGCAGAGAGAUUGGAAAGUUCUGUCCAGGGGGGUAAAGAGGGGAGAAGAUGCCUUACAGAAACCGAGUCCUUCACAUCUGUGUGGAAAGGCGGAAGUGGGAGGGGCAGUCCCAGAAGGGUUGCGGCUAAUGGAAGAAGGCAGUAGAAUUCCUAAUACUACUCCAUAUCCAGCUACUUGUUUGGAGCCCUCUAGGGAGACUGGAAUAGCCAUGCAAAGCAAGCUUGAUCCCCAGGCCUCCCCCCCCCUUGUAAAAAUACAAAGGUGACCAUGUGUGAUAGACAACCUGCUGAUGAAGUGUAGAAACUGAGAAUAAAACCUCAGCUCCCCGCCUGAGCUUCUCUGCAUUCCUUCGGGCACAAUUCAAUUCCAGAGGCAGCUAGGGAAUAGGGACCUUUGAGAAUCUAACCAGGUUCCCCCACACACACACCUGGCCUAUCCUUUUUAGCUUGAGACCUCUCUUAAAUCCCUCCCCAGCUCCCUGUACAGGCUGUUUUGCAAUUGGCGUAACUGUUGACCAAAGACCUUUUCCUGGGCCGGAAGCAUAAACCAAAACUUUUCCUUUAAACUUCUUUUGUGUGUGUGCACGUUCACUUUGCUCUGUCCCACCUGCCAGCCAAAAAAGAGAUGCCUGCAGAGUUUUUUCCCUAUCCAUCACUUGCUUUCUUUUGAAUUUAAGUUAUUGUUUUAAACCAAAGUUUACAGAUGCUGUUUGUACGUUUUUAUGAAGGUAGACCGGAAUUGUGCAUUACUGCUUUAUUGCUGUGUUCUCAACAAAUGGGGCUUAGGGAUGGCUCCCAUUUCAUCUGUCUCCAAGGUGCCAGCUCUUGCUUUUAUCUCACGUCUCUCUGACCUGUCUCUGUUAUAGAUCUUUUUAACCCCCUUAUUUCCAUCUCAAACCCCUCGGCGGUUGCCUUUGCUGCAUACGUCCAGAUUUUCUCUGGGGAUUUUGCUUCAUUUUCAGGGAAUGUAACACUUCUUUUAUUUCAAAAAGGGCUUUUUUCCCCCCCUUUAUUUUGUAUCCCCAAAAGUAUUAGGGAUCCUUUCUCCUCUUCCUUUGCUCUUUAGCAGAGAUUCCCACUUGCUUUGGGCAGCCAGUUUUGGCUGAGAGCUCAUUGUAGCAUCUCUUGAGGAUGCAGCGAGCAUUAUCAGUACUUGGGAUACUUCAGAGUGGGUGCAAGCCCAGGUCCACAAGACGCGCGGCUGUUCUGCUCAAACAUGUCCCGCACUGGAUGCGUUGGCCGGUUGGUUCCUUUGUAAACUGAUCGCACCAGGUUUGGGAGCUUCAGCUUCAGCACUGUUAUCUUCCAGAGUUUCUCUCUCUGCCACCCUCUCAAGCUGAAACCAUAUUCCUGGCACUGUCACUUCUGUCUAUACGCCUGCUCUUUUUAAAUGUUCUGCCUGGUAGAAUAUCCAUUCUGUGCACUUGGCACCCACAGCUGGUUCUGCGGGGCCCAAUACAAAUGUGGGUAUAUUAAUAUGGUGGCUCUUGGUACUGUACAGUCAGGAUGAUGAGGUUUUGACCUGUAACCAUCCCCACUCGAGGGAGUCAUUUCUCUUUAGAAGUAGAAUUGUCUCUGUUUAAACAAGCGCCUCUGACCCUCUGUCUGAGUUUGUUCAGCUCAAGCUGGUUAAACCAAAGGGUAAGGGAACGUGCCAGCGCUUGGGGGAUAAUGCUAACCUUGCAAGCCAGUCUGGAGGGGUUUGGGCAAGGAUGGGUUUGUUGUUCUCAUGGCCGCACUCUAAAGCAGCAGUGCCUGACCUUUGCCCAGCAGAGUGGGCCGCAUUGACAUCUUGUCAGGAGCCAUAGGACCUAAUCCAAAGCCCAUUGAAGUUAAUAGGAAAUGCCCCAAUAAUUUAAACAGGCUUUGGAUGAGACCCUUCAUGUGACUAAAAUGGAAGCAGGCUCCAGUCACUUUCAAUAUGCACAGGUAUACAUGGAGACCACAGGUCCCAGUAUGCAUUGCUGCAUCUCAAGCCAGGCUGCCUGGCCCUACCGUGAAAGUCUAAAUAGGGCAGCUCUCUAGCAUCAGGUCAGAUCCCAUAUCUAACCAUUUCUUAAGGUCCUGAUCCUGCUUUAUUAGACAUCAAUGAGAACCCUUCCACUGUCCUUAAUAAAAGCAGGAUCAGACCCUUAAUGGUCUUUGCAUUUGGAAAUAUCACCCAUGCAGGUAUUCCCAGAAAGGCUACUAGGUAUUGUGAUGGGCCACAGAAAAAUUCUAUACAAAGCUCAGUUCCUAGGGCGAUUCUUAGCCCGCUGCGGGCCCAGUGCCAGAGAGGCGUCUCUUCCUACUUUGGAACUGACUAGCUUUAAAACAGCACAACAAGGGUUAAAAAAAUCCUCUAUCUGCCUCAGAGACAGAAGUUGAUAUUUUGUGUGUGUGUGAGAGAGAGAGAGAGGGAAUAAAAUCCCUAUGCUUGAUCUCUCCUGAGACAUCCGCUUGCAUGGACGGCACAUGGUGGGACAUCUUUGUGAGGAGUCAGAAGAGGCCGUUGUGUGAAAUGAGGGAAACCUACCCCGAAAGCGGAUGUGUUCUGUGAGCGUGAGGCAUUUUUUCCCAGCUCCAGCAGAACAAUCUUUCCUUUCUUUUUCCUUUUGUUUGUUUGCUUUUAUUUUAAAUAGUCACUCAUUGGGGAGAUGUGGUUAUCUUGCCUCGUCUCAUAGCACUGUCUGAGUCUCACGUCACUCCCUAUAACAUUUGGAUGUGUCACCAACACAGCACUCUCCCUGCGGAGCAAAGAUGCCCUGGAACAAGCAUGACUUUUGAUGUUUCUCCAAGGAGCAGAUUUUGCAUCUGGGUCUGCGCAGCCAACCUCUGUGUCACAAGGAAAUUAACAAGGUUUCACAUGACCUCAUGGAUUUGCCUGCACAGAUCAAGUGGCAAGAUCUAGCCUCCAAACAGGCUCUUGUGUUUAUUAAGCUGUAGAUGAAGAGAUUUCCUGUCUCCUAGCUCCCUAUAGGUGUGGCCUGAUUCAGAAUCUCAAGUUGCAGUUGGAUUUUAAAAAGCCAUGUCUCUUUCAUGGGCUACAAAUUUGCUAGCUAAGAGUUGUGGCUUUCAUGCCACCUUCAUCAGAAGGUGAGCGUGUUCCUUAAAGGGUUGCUGUUGAGAAUGUUCCCAUGUAUGGAUUCCAGUGAGUCUAAUUAGUCUGUUCCCGUCCCUUCUCCCCUCCCCCUUUGAUGCCUAAAUUUGGAAAAGAAGUUUCAAAAUCUGGUACACUUUUUUCAUCAUUGAUGCUAUUCAUAUAUAAAUAUUGGCACUUCAUUCAGCUUGGAGGCUGAAACUGGCCCGCUCCCUUUUUAUUUUCUGUUUAUGGUUCAUUUCACUUUCUCAUGCUCUUUGAACUUUUUUUUUCUUCAAAACAAUUGUAUGAAAAUCAUUUUGAUGCUCCGUUUAGUGAAAUUCCAACCCCACCCCCCUUGGGAAAAAAAGCACACUUGAAACUGGCUGGCACUAAACUACAUGCCAGACUCCAUUCGAUAUUUUAGGAUCUGAUAAUUUUUAGAGGCAUGGAACACCCUGAAAACGCUCUAUCUGGAGCCAGUGGGAGCUGCAGUGCCUCUGAAAAUCUGAUCUGGAAUUGAACAAAAAGGGGCUUGCCAACUGAGACGCCCAGCUGCCAACACAGAUGUGAACUCCUGGAACUGAUGCUUCCACCUUACGGUUUGUCUGCCCUGAGAAACUGCAUCGUGUUAGAACAUGUGUUAACUAACAUGACUUAGGUAGGCAAAGAUGGUUGCGUCCCAGCAGUCAGUGGAGCUAUGCGGAUGAACACCAACACCAUCUGAUGAUCAGGCCCAACGUCUUUUUUGUCUACAUUGCAGAUGCUGAUAUUGGUUACACUGGUGUAAAUGCAGAGUAACUCCACUAAAGUCUGCACGGUUACACCAGCGUGAGUGACAACGCUGUGGGCUUAAUCUCACGUUAGCUCUAAUAAAAUGUGAUUUUUUUUUUCAGUGUAGAUAAGGCUGUAGCGGAAAGCACUCCUCAACAGACCCAUAUCAAGCUAUAGAGAUGGGGCAAAAUGUGAUCCUGUAUUCUUGGGAAUAAAUGACACCCACCCCGAGAUGUGUGCACAAAACAGGGAACACCCCCUGUCCAAUGUAUCUGCGACACAAUGGGUACCAAAGCUGUAAUUUCCUCUCCGAGAUCACCAUUGUCUAUCUGCUGGUAUUAUCCUUGUGUUACAGCCUUGCCAAAGCAUUAGCCCGACCCUGAAAGUUGUUAGGCCCAUGGCAUAUUGCCACCUCAUUCUAGAUAAGCCAAAAAAGUUCAAUUUCAUUAUUAUUACUUUAGUAGUUUGAUGUUGUUACUAAGAAAAAAAAAAAACACUGUAUGCAAAACACACAUACGCAGCCGCCCAUAGGAUGCACACAAGUACUGUUACAAAAAAGCAACUGGCUUGUGCUACCUUUUUCUCUGCUCAUCAACCAUAAUGUGUGUCCUUGUAUGUUGUUGUUAUGCCAUGAUCUGGCUCAGAAGAGCACUAUAUAAAUUAUAUAUGAAUAUAUAUAAAUAUAAAGGGUUUUUUAAACUGUGUGCAGGUUUGGAAUAUCCUACAGCUCCAAGCACUCCUGUUUUUUGUUUGCCCCAAUCGUUCAAGCCACAUUAAGUGUUUGUGUCACAUUAAAUGUGUCCAGUUUGAUACUCAGGGGUAAUUUUAUUUCAUUCUCUUACCCCCCUCAUUGCCUGGCCCAGCCUUUUUCCGGAGUUGUGUGUAAUGAAGGUACAAUACCACACAAACCUUCUCUUGCGUUUCACCCAAACGACAUACAGUACUUAAGGGGUGGUGGUUUCUUUUCACCCAUUGAAUUUUUAAAAUUCGAUGUCUUGUUACCUCAAAACACGGUUCAUGUAGGGGUGGGAGGGUUAAAGGACCAAACGCAACGUGUGGCAGAAUCGUGUAUGUCUGUAUAUAUUGAGAUAUAUAUAUACUGGUUUUAAACCUACUACCAUAUGAGCUUUUUCUGUUGUUGGUUCCUUUUUCUCUAAUGGCAUUAUUCUGGGAGGGAAUAGCCCGGAAAGUUUAGAACCCGUUUCUGUAAAUUUAGGGAGCUCUUCUGGUAACUCUCAUUGGCUUUGCUUGGAGAUUAUUCCAUUUUUCCAUGUUGUCUUGGGCUUUAUUUUUUGUUGGGGUUUUUUUUGUGUGACUAGCUUAUAGUGGUAGAGAGGUGAGGGGGCAGAUCAACCAGUGGAAGAAAGGAACUGGGCUCCCUGGUUUAACUAUUUCCAGUCGGUGUUUACUGGGAAUUAGAGGAGGUGGAAGGGAGGACAGAGACAGCUGAAGUUUAAUUCAACCAAAGGUUUUUUGUUUACAUAAAUAUCCAGUCUCACCAUUUUUUUUUUUUUCUUUAUGUUUUAUGUUCUUGGAAGCUUUUAAAAAAUAAGAGAUGAAACCCAGCUGUGGGAUUUUGUGCCCUGGAUUCUGACUGACCCCAAAGUUUGAGAAUACUCAGAUCUGGGGUUCAGCUUGUUGUAAACGUAGGCACCCUCUGCAAAAUAUGGACCACCGCUGGGAGUUGAGAUUUGGAACACUCCAAAGCGUGGUUAGAUCUGCAGGGGUUGGUCACACUGAGCAGAAAUGGGGUCACCCUCUGCCUUUACAAGUGAGAAAACUGGGCUGGCCGAAUGGGACUGGCAGCUCAGCCCUUCCCCCAACCCUUUUAGAAUUCCUGCCGAACUUAUAACAGAAGAACCAUUAGCCAGUUGUCCCGUCAUCCUUCCCCAUUUCCCCCUCCACCACAGUCAGAGCUCUGCCUCUCUGAUUUCUGCACAACCCUGGCAAUAGUCUUCCAAACCCCUCGCUGAAUCUCAGGUGGCGGGAACACCCAAAAACCAAUGACUAGUGACUUCUAAUCAGUGUCAGCUUAGCCAUUCUGCACAAGCCAUGAAGCCAGGCCCUGACGUGGCUUGUUGGUCUCAGUGGGUGGAUGGAGGAGGGAACAUGGGCCUGCUGACCUGACCUGACUUGACCUGACCUCAGCUUGCACUUAUAGUACCCUCCUUGGCCACUGCAGGGCCUCGUUCUAAGCACGCUCAGUUGCAAAGGGACUUUGUUCUCCCUGGUCACAAUCCCUAGCCUUUGGAGAAGGUAACGUUGUUGCAUAAGGAGAAAACCAACCCCACUUUCCGAGUUUAACUCAAACUACGGUUCCAGCUGCCUGCUCCACUACCUCCCCACCCGCGAUUCAGACCGUGAAGCCUGCAUUUCUCUUCGCUCUUGGUUUGAAGUGGCGAGGGAGGGGGGGGAUUUAGACCUGCAGUGAUGGUAACUUUAUUAUUUCCUCCUCGGUGUUGGUCAGUGGGAGGAUACGAUCCUUCAAGAGGUGGGGGAGGGGACAGGGAAGGUGGCGGGAGGAUGUGCAUAAACCUUGACUCUUCCUCUCCUGCCGUCCCCAUCACUGCCAUAUGCCCGUGCUGUAUAAAGGAAAUAGCAUUGCUGUGUAUUUGUACUCUGAACUUCCGUGUGUCUGCUUUGGCAGACGGUAAACCCUUGUACAGUAGAUCUAGCUGCAUGUAAUCUGUAUGGACAACGGCAUUAUAAAAUGCAAUAAAAUAAAUUACCUAUGCUGC
Malaclemys terrapin pileata is the source of this 12645-nucleotide messenger RNA. It is a transcript of the gene FOXP4, whose product is annotated as forkhead box P4. The record is from RefSeq and is a predicted model, not a curated record. Gene Ontology annotation, cellular component: nucleus. Bases 194 to 2200 code for a protein of 668 amino acids. The transcript is spliced from 16 exons. Gene Ontology annotation, biological process: regulation of transcription by RNA polymerase II. Gene Ontology annotation, molecular function: DNA-binding transcription repressor activity, RNA polymerase II-specific; RNA polymerase II cis-regulatory region sequence-specific DNA binding. Lineage: Eukaryota; Metazoa; Chordata; Testudines; Emydidae.